UUACAUUCUCUUCAACACAAACACACACAUUUCUUUCAUUUAUUCUCCUAAAUUGUAUAGAGUGAUUACAGAAGGAAAUAUCUCACACACAAAAAACACAAUUGAGAAAUGAUAAGAGAGAAGAUUUUCAGGCUUCACAGGCACAAGUCCUCAUCAUCUUACUCAUCAGCCACCACAGAUGCAUCUGCUCAGAAAUUUGAUUUCACUUUCUCCAAAAUUCAAGCAACUCAGGUUCCAAAAGGAUGGGACAAAAUCUACGUCUCUCUCAUCUCUCUAGAAUCAGGAAAGACAGUGCGUAAAUCGGUUAAGGCAAAUGUGAAAAAUGGGAGUUGCCAUUGGACAGAAACCUUUGCAGAAUCAAUAUGGAUUUCAGACAUUGAUUUGGAGGAAUGUCUCUUCAAAUUCCUUGUUGCAACGGGAUCUUCAAAAUCUAGUAUUCUUGGAGAGGUUGAACUGAAUCUUGCAGCUUUCUUGAGCUCGGAAUCUCCGGUGUUAGUUACAUUGCCUCUCAAAAAAUGCAGUUAUGGGACUGCUUUACAAGUUGAAGUGAAAUGCCUCACACCAAAAACCAAUCCAAGGGAAGAGAAAUGGAGAGCCAUGAAUGCAGCAAAAGAUGAGAGUUUAGAUCAUGAAAGCAUAGAGAAUCAAUCUGAAGCAUCAGACUCUUUCAACAAAAACAACUUUAACAACAAAGAGACGCGCUACAGCUUCGACUCCAUGGAUGAUUCUGUGGGGAGGCAGAGCAGCUACUCCUCCCACGGCUUUGGAAGGCAGGACUCAGUUGAUUCGAAUGAGAGCUGGAGCCAUAGCUCGGUGAGGUCAGUUAGAUCUCUUCACCGGAAUCAGAGGGAGGAGUUCAGAAGAUCUUGCCAUGCUGCAGCCACUUUGCUUCAGCCAAAUCUUUCUUUAAAGGAAGGAGUUGCUGUUGAUGGUGAUAACGACGAUGGUAAUGAAUUUGAGGCCGAGGCGAGGAUGUGGGAGCAGAACGCAAGGAAGUUGUCUCUGGAUUUGGAGAGGCUGAGGGAUGAGUUGUCUGAUCAGAGUGUGUGUGUGACAAGGCUGAAUAUGGAGCUUGCCUCGUCGCGUUUGGAGUGCCAAGAGCUCACUCAAGAGAUCGAAAACACGAAGGCCUUGUUUGAGGAGGAGAGGUGUUCAUUUUUAGGCCAGAAGGAGUUGGAGGAGGAGUUGAGGUUUCAGAGGGAGGAGAAUGAGAAUCUGUUCUCUCAGCUCAAUAAAACCCGAGAAUCGAACAUUGAGCUGAUCGCGAUUCUUCAGGAGAUGGAGGAGACUAUAGAGAAGCAGAAGCUUGAGAUAGAGAGCCUUUCUAUCUCUGCUAACAAGUCAUCAAGUGUUGAUUUGAAUGAAUCGAAGAAUGCAAAUGGUAGUGAUUUGGAUGAGGAAAACAGCAGUUUAUGGUGUUUGAUCCUUGAAAAUGCAUUGCAGGAGAGGAAUAUAGAGGCGGAGAUCGAGGAGGGGGUGUGGAGGCGCGUUGUCAAGGAGUUUGUCGUUGAUUGCACGCGCGUAUUAGCUCAGAAGGAAGACAAGAUCAUGAAUUUGGAAGGUAGGAUGAAUGUGUCUAACAUUAGCAAUGAGGAAAGCUGUGGAUUUGAGGAAAAGAGUGAGAUUCUUCAAGAAGAGAUUGCUGAUAUCGAUGAUGGCGUCUUCGUGUCUGAGUCCUUGGAUGAAACGAUGGACGAAAUGGACCAAACCGAGCUGAUGAAGCUCUUGUCUGAUCUGCAAGGAGAGAAUCUCUACUUGCUGCAGCGCGUUGGCGGUUUAGAAGCUCAGCUGAGGUACCUUACUGACAUGAACGAGUCGAGGCGUGUGGAGCUGCAGCAGUCGGAGACACAACGCGUGGAUAUUGAGGAUCAUGUCAAGAGAUUGGGAGAGGAAAUUGAGUCAGAGAAGGCUUUAAUGAGGGAGAAGUUGAGUGAAAUGGAGAGAAAGUGGUUGGAGGCCGAGGAAGGGCGUGUGGCGUUAGUCGAAGUGAAUGUAACGCUUCAAGCCACGGCCGAGAGGCUGAUGGAGGAAUGCAACUGUGUGCACAAGUUCAAUGGGGAGCUGAGGGAGCAGAAACGGGAGCUCCAGAGCCGGUGUUUGGCUUUGGAGACGAAGGCUAGAACGUUACGAGAGUUCAAAGAAGAUGUUGAAGAUCUUGACUAUGAAUCGAAGGUGAAAGCCAUCAUCGAUGAGUUGGACUCGAGGCUGGAGGUGUCUGAGGGCGAGAGGCUUCGUCUGGCUGAGGAGAAUUCUCUGUUGCAUAUGCGGUUGGAGAAGGCGUCUGAUGUGGAGAAGGAGGUUUUAAGGCUGAGAGUGUCGGGGCAAGAGAUGAGGCUUCGGAGCCAGAAGCUUGAGGCCUCGUUGAGGUCUGUCUCGAGGGAUCACCAGGAGAUGGAACGCGCGAAUGCAUCCAUGGCUGAGGAGAUUCGUAGCAUGAAGAGGGCGGUGUGGAAUGAGGAGGACUGCAGGAUAAGGAGGGGCGCGUUGGAGGAGAAGAUUCUCCGGCUCGAGGGGGAUUUGAUAGCAAGAGAUGCAGUGUGUGUGCAGGAUGCAGAGAUGAGGAAUGAGCUGAAUCUGAUCAAGAUUGUCAACAGUCAGCUGCUGAUGAAGGUUAAACAUCUUGAGACUCUAAGACGAGACGAAGAUGGAUGUCGUAAAUCUACUUCAGAAUGUCAUGGACCUCAAGUUCAGACGCGCGAGAAUGGACUUGCGAAGGCCAAUAUGGAGUGUGAAUCACAGCUUGAGAGUUGUGUUGACAGUGCAAAAGGAGGAGAUGAAAGCAAGAUUAAGCGGCUCGAGGCGGAGUUGCAAGAGAUUCGGGAGCGAUACUUUGAUAUGAGCCUAAACUACGCGGAGGUGGAGGAUCAACGCGAGCAGCUUGUGAUGAAACUCAGAGCUCUUGGUGUCUAGAGCUCAACGAUCCUCGGUUCAUGCCGGUUUCUAGGAAGAAACCAGCAUGAAAAGGGCCAUGAUUCUUGAUGCAAGAAACCAUUUUGAGGAAGUUUUGAGAAAGUAGAUAAUCAUUUGAUUUUUGAGGUACCAUCAACAUCUUCUUGUGUUGUUUGUGAAUGAAUAUGUCUGAAGAAGAAUGGGGCUUCAACAUUUUUUUACUUUCACUUUGUUUGUACAGUUUGAAAGAGCAUUCUUUAUGUAAAAGAUUUUUGUUUGUUACA
This is a messenger RNA of Salvia hispanica, 3173 nucleotides long. RefSeq lists its product as uncharacterized. Lineage: Eukaryota; Viridiplantae; Streptophyta; Magnoliopsida; Lamiales; Lamiaceae. The record is from RefSeq and is a predicted model, not a curated record.